This is a messenger RNA of Saprolegnia diclina VS20, 542 nucleotides long. Its product is annotated as glutaredoxin. Gene Ontology annotation, molecular function: disulfide oxidoreductase activity. Bases 131 to 442 code for a protein of 103 amino acids. NCBI's taxonomy places the organism in Eukaryota, Oomycota, Saprolegniomycetes, Saprolegniales, Saprolegniaceae. The transcript has 2 exons. The record is from RefSeq and is a predicted model, not a curated record.
GCCGGAGAUGGUGACCACAGUGUCCCAACUUGAUCGACACGUCCAUUCGCACGGGGUGAUAUAGAACCAAAGCUCGUAUCGCUGUGGUGGAGUCGUUGCGCCUCAAUUGGCCAUUGACCUCGUUCGACGCAUGUCGGUAUACCAGCGAAUCCAGCGCGAGAUCGACACCCACACCGUGAUGCUGUACAUCAAGGGCACGCGGGAGGCGCCCGAGGCCGGCUUCUCGAGCCAAGUCGUCGCUGUCUUUCGCACACUCGACGUCGACUUUGGCGUCGCGAAUCUGCUCGAGUGCGCCGAGCUCCGCCAAGCGAUCAAGGAUUUCUCGAACUGGCCGACGAUCCCUCAGAUUUUUAUCCGCGGCAAAUUUCUCGGUGGCAGCGACACGCUUCUUGAAAUGUACAAGUCGGGCGAACUCGAGCGCAUUUUGGGUCUGAGCCCUUGAGAGACGCAGCCAAGACGUAGACAAGACGUAGAUAGAGGUCGCGCCUGCGGCAUAUAAAUAUAGUUGACUUCAUUAUUUCAAACGAGGCAAGGAGCUUGCG